AUGCCAUUGGUAAAACCCUUAGAAGUUUAUUUUUCUAUUCCUAAGCAGCUUAUCAAGACCUUACCCGCGCACUCACUCAUCACGCCCCCGACCGGUCACAGAUUCGCACUCAACAUGAAGGCCCUCCCGUAUAAGACCGUGUGGGUCGAGUACCCCGACAUCGCAGGCAUCCGCGAAAAGUUAGGCGCAGGGCCCUCGGGUACCAGGGCUGACGAGCCGCUGUACACAAUGCCAGUCAUACAGGACCUCGCGACCGGCGCCGUCGUCGUCGACUCGUUCAAGAUCGUGCAGUACCUGGACACCACCAACACAACGCGGGAGAAUGGACGACAGUACCAAGACGCCGAUACGGAACCACGACACAGGAUCCAAACCCGCCCAUAG
Messenger RNA from Heterobasidion irregulare TC 32-1, 384 nucleotides. RefSeq lists its product as uncharacterized. The record is from RefSeq and is a predicted model, not a curated record. The coding region runs from base 1 to 384 and encodes 127 amino acids. The transcript has a single exon. NCBI's taxonomy places the organism in Eukaryota, Fungi, Basidiomycota, Agaricomycetes, Russulales, Bondarzewiaceae.